This is a messenger RNA of Sinocyclocheilus rhinocerous, 1623 nucleotides long. RefSeq names its product arylacetamide deacetylase (gene aadac). The transcript has 5 exons. Gene Ontology annotation, cellular component: membrane. The record is from RefSeq and is a predicted model, not a curated record. Gene Ontology annotation, molecular function: carboxylic ester hydrolase activity. Bases 277 to 1515 code for a protein of 412 amino acids. Lineage: Eukaryota; Metazoa; Chordata; Actinopteri; Cypriniformes; Cyprinidae.
GCAGAACGGAUAAGAAGAGCAACGCGCGCUCAAGCGCAGAGCUUUCCACAUGCAGGCGUACAGUAUCACGAUCAGAUGACACUAACACGUGUUGUCAUAUCUCGCUGGCUCCAGUCCAAAAUUAAUCCAGGAUUACACUUUAACACAGAAAGAACUGAAUGACUAAUAAACGCAGCUGACGGAGGCUUCAAUUGCCGAAGACUUUUUGAGAAAAGACAAUCAACAAACCAUAAAACGGAACAGAAGACACAGACGAGAUCCAAAACUAUCAAAAUAAUGCGGUCUAAAGGAGUGUUAGUGUUUGUGUUACUGGGCGCGUUAACAGUUUACUACGUUUAUUCACCAAUCCCGAAUAACAUAGAGGAGAGAUGGAAACUAAUGCUCGCCGACUCUUUCUUCAGAAGUUUAAGCCAGUUGGCAGAACUGAGUGAGCGGAUGGGACUGUUGCACUACAUGAAAGUUAUGAUGUUCAUCACCAUUGCAGAGCGAGUAGUGCCUGUGUCAGAUGAGAGGGUGCAAGUGUCAGAUGAGAAUUUUGAUGGGGUAGAGGUGAUUGUGUAUCAGCCAACCCAGCAACAAGAAACAGGAGAGCUAAGAAGAGCCAUCAUAUACCUGCAUGGAGGAGGAUGGUGUCUUGGCAGCUCCCGUAUGGGCCCAUAUGAUCUGCUAGCCAAGCACAUGGUUACAGAGCUCAACGCAGUUAUUGUGUCUGUAGAGUAUCGUCUUGCCCCAGCUUAUCAUUUUCCUGCCCAAUUUGAGGAUGUGUACCGUGUGCUGAAGUACGUCCUUCGUGUUGAUGUUCUGAAGGGCUACCAUAUCAAUCCAGAACGGAUUGCUGUGUCUGGAGACAGUGCAGGAGGCAACCUUGCAGCUGCAGUGGCUCAGCAGUUGCAGAAGGACCCAGAACAGCAUGUCCAGCUAAAGGCCCAGGCUCUAAUCUACCCUGUUCUGCAAGCCUUGGAUCUGAACACUCCCUCUUACCAGCAGAACCAGCACAUGCCUAUACUGCCCCGCACACUGAUGGUGAGGUUUUGGAGCGAAUACUUCACCAGCAACAAGUCAUUUUUGAGAGCCAUGAUGGCAAACAGACACAACAGCCAUGAAUCAGCUGCUUUGCUUAAGUUUGUCAAUUGGAGUUCAUACUUACCUGAAUUAUAUCGCCAGGCAUACAAUUACAGUGCUCCACCUGUGGUUACUGGAAAAAGUUCAGUGCGCUCUAUUGGUCCACAUCACUUGCUUGCAGAUCCACGAGCCUCUCCAUUGCUGGUGCCUGACACAGCCUUGCGUUUACUGCCUAAGGCGUAUGUGUUGACCUGCGAGUAUGAUGUACUGCGGGAUGAUGGCUUGAUGUAUGUCACACGCUUGCGUAAUGCUGGAGUUGAUGUCACACAUGAACAUUACCCCGGUGGAUUUCAUGGCGCACUAAUGUUCAUUACGAUGAACAAUUUCUUCUCCACCAAUGAAAAUAAUUCCAAAAGAAACCAAAAUAUCAAGCGUUGUAUGUCACAUGCCUAACCCUAUGUUGUAUGAAAGCCAGCUAGAUACAGUAUAACAAGCCAUAGAUAAAAUAACUGAUGAAAAUGAACGGUUAUUUUCAUCUAUCCAACCAAAAUUAGUGCAGCC